Messenger RNA from Penicillium chermesinum, 1284 nucleotides. Its product is annotated as cytochrome P450. The record is from RefSeq and is a predicted model, not a curated record. The coding region runs from base 1 to 1284 and encodes 427 amino acids. Lineage: Eukaryota; Fungi; Ascomycota; Eurotiomycetes; Eurotiales; Aspergillaceae. Gene Ontology annotation, molecular function: monooxygenase activity; heme binding; iron ion binding. The transcript has 6 exons.
AUGCUAGUAAUGGACUCUUCGACUAUCUUGAUAUAUGUAACUCCAGCUCUGGUACUAUUUCUCGGUUGGAGAGCCUACCUCAUCGUACAUCGCCUAUACUGGCAUCCACUGGCUAGUUUCCCCGGUCCCAAGCUUCCAGCGGCCACUUUUCUGUAUGAAUUCUACUACGACGUCAUCAAAGGAGGCAUGUAUAUUUGGGAAAUUGAACGCAUGCACGAACGGUAUGGCCCGAUCGUCCGCAUCAACCCUCGAGAGCUGCACAUCAAAGACUCCCACUACUACGAUGAGAUAUAUGCCGGUGGCUCUCAGAAACGUGCAAAGGAUCCACAGUUCACCGUCGCCUUUGGCGCACCCCAUCUCUUGUUGGCACUCAAUUACUUCUCAAAACGGUCCAUCUCCUAUCUCACACCGCUGAUCCAUGAGCGACUUGAUCUUCUCACUCAACGCUUCGAAUAUGCCUUCGUCAACUCGAGAGUCCUGCAUCUGGAACUUGAUUUUGCUGCCCUGACGGCCGAUAUUAUCACACAGUAUUGCUACGGUUGGAGCUACGGAUACUUAGACGAAGUGAAAAACUCAGCCAGCAACGACCUAGUCGAUGCGGUAAACGGUGUCAUGGCCAUGUUCCACAUCAACCGCUUCUUCCCCUUCCUCAUCAACAUCUUCCUGCAUGCGCCCCCAGCCCUGGUGCGCUGGCUCCAGCCAUGCAUGCGGGACCUGUUGGACAUGAAAGCUAAACUGCGAGAACAAGCCGGAGAAACGCUCGAGAAAAGGGCUUCUGGGAAAUGCGAACCCGGUGCUGAGAAUUCCAUCUUGGAGGCUCUAAUGAGUCGGCCCUUCUCGUCAGCGGGAACAGAGACAACUGCCAGAGCUAUAGCCGUGGCGAUGUUCCAUGUCAUGGAUAACAAAGCCAUUUGUCUGAAACUUCGAGAGGAGCUGAGGAAUGUGCUACCAACAGCGUCUUCGAGAGCGGCGUGGGCGGAUCUGGAACGAUUACCCUUUCUUACCGGGGUUGUAAACGAGGGCUUACGUUUGAGUUAUGGGAUGAUAGCUCGUCUAGCUCGCAUCUCGCCUAGCGAUCCUCUGUUUUAUGGGCCUUGGGUGAUCCCCGCUGGUACUCCAGUGAGCCAGUCCAGUUACUUCGUCCAUAUGGAUCCUUUGAUAUUUCCGGACCCGAAGAGGUUUGAUCCCGAGCGAUGGAUCCGCGCGCGUAAUGAUGGGAUUCAUCUCGGCCGGUUCAUUGCAUCCUUUAAUAAGGGCAGCAGGCAGUGCCUUGGAAUCAAGUAA